This is a messenger RNA of Silurus meridionalis, 2821 nucleotides long. RefSeq names its product chromosome 15 C18orf54 homolog (gene c15h18orf54). The record is from RefSeq and is a predicted model, not a curated record. The coding region runs from base 155 to 1591 and encodes 478 amino acids. Lineage: Eukaryota; Metazoa; Chordata; Actinopteri; Siluriformes; Siluridae. The transcript has 8 exons.
ACUCAGCUGAUUUCGAUUUUUUUUACGGUUUUAGAAACAAGCCUGUUGCUAAGCUGUGUCUGUUUUGAGACUUGGUAUAUUUACGUUCAAAGCAACUUUGUAAAGAACACACAGGAGUGACGUAUCUGGAUAAUGGUGAUCCACUACAUGGAUCAUGGCAUCUGUAGACGGUGUCCCAUCUCCGGAGUCAACCGUCACUUCGCUGCUUGCCAGUUCAGGGCGACUGAGAAGCUCUUUGCACCCUGAGCCGCUUUGCACAAUCAGAUACAAAGACAGGCAUUAUUUGUCAGCCUCUGAUGCUCUGGAUGCUUACAUCACUGAUUUUCAGUCCUCGAUGUCCACGGUGGGGCAGCUGGAGCUUCCGAAGGAACAGAACACUCCUCACCUCCUUCGCUCUGGAUAUAGAAACCGAGAUGUGCUAAAAGAAAGCCUCACAGACCAAGAGUUGGACCUCUUGAAGCUUCCCACUGCUUCAAAGCGCAGAGAAUCAGACCACAUCAGCAUGACCACAGAUGAUCUGCUGCUAGUUCCUGUUGAUGGUUCUCUUCCUGUGACCCGCACUUCAGCUUUUCUCUCCCGGUUAGACAGUUCCCGGCUUGGAAACAGCGCCAACUCGAGGGCCUGGUCUCGCUCCAGACCCGCCAAAGCCCUAAAUAACUCAUCAAAUUGUGCUUCUGCAUCAAGAACUCUGUGUGUGGACGAUUUACUGGUGCAAAAUUUAAAUUUCAAGCGUACACCUCAGCACUCUAACUCUAUAAUGUCCACAAAAACAAAUAAGCAACGCUCUCUUUCAUCUCAUCACCUUCCAAGAUGGAUGACCAGUCACAAGUCGGAGAUGGAAUUUUCUGGUGUGACUAGCAUUCCUGAUCUGAAGUACCCGGCCUGGUUGGAGGAAUAUGACGUUAAUGUUAGGACUCAAAAUGUUCCAGCCUGGGUCAGCAAGCUGGAGCGAAACACUGAUGAAAGUAAUGAGGAGCUGAAAGAUCAAGGUCAAACUGGUGAUAAUGGAGAACCUUUUAGAGGCGAUAAGAUUGGAUCACUUAUUCAAAGGGUGGAAGAUGUGCUGAAGUCUCCUUCUUUAGGCUUCUGUGGUUCAGAUAAAAAUCAGCAUGGAAGUCCAGGAAACACAGAUGAGCUUUUAGAGGCUGAGCGCUCAUGGGACAAUCCUCCAGUAACCUUUAAGUCUCCAGUACCAGUAGGCUUCACUGAUGAACAAGUAACCACUGAAUACCAGAUGGACACAAAGGAGAAGUCUUCAGGCUCAUUCUCUUCAGGCUACGGCAGCAGGAAACACCCCGGUCCAGUUGAAGCUCUUAAACAAAUGCUGUUUAGUCUCCAGGCUGUGGAGCAGAGAGUAACACAGCAAAAAGAUGAAAUACACUGCAUUUCCAGCACAUCUGUCUCAAAACCACUGAUGCAGUCAGAGAACCAGAACAAUGAUGAGGUUCCUCAACCAGUAAUUGAAGAUUAUGAUUUAGCUUCUGGUGGACAAUCAUUAAAAAGAGCUCUGCACCACCUCGGAAGACUGAAAAACCUUGUGGAUGAAAUGAACGAGAAAAGGUCCAUAGACUGGAAGGAGGAUGAUGUGUAGCACUAAUGUCUUUGAUUUUCUCUGGGAAUAUCAAAAUAAAUGUCUCUGAUAGUAUAGCGAUGUGAUAGUAUAGCGUCUGGUAUCAUUAUGAUUAAUUUGUUUAUUUAUAUUACUUCAACUCAGUGCCUUAUGAUGACUUGAGAGGUUCUGUCAUUUGCUGAAAUUCAAGGCAACAUCAUCGCAUUUGUUAGUUUUGUUUUUUUUUAAUAACGUGCUACAAGAUAAAAUAAUGUGGAGGCUUCAGUUAUGUUUUUAUGACCUUUUCAUUUUAAUAGCCAAAUUAAUUUAACAAAUAACACAGGGAAUUCAUGUAAUUACUCUCAGGAAGCGAAGUGCCUCUAGAAAAAUCUGUUAUAUAAUAUAGUUAGAACUGUAUUCAGAGUAAGUGACAAGACUUCCCGUAAAGACACCCUGAAUUUUAGGAUCUUCAGCUCCCAGAUUUACCUGUACAUAACCAAGCCUUUACCAGCACUCCGGUCCAAUUACUGCAACGUCGUUCACUUCAUUUACUGUAUUCUUUUAGUUCACUGCUGCAGCUUGAUCACCUUCUGAUCUGUUUACGUCUAAGUUCAUUCUAAUCUUAUUAUUGCUUUCUGCUUGUUAUACAAGCCUUUGCCUGUUUCCAAUUCCCGUUUUGUACCACUUGUCUUGUUUUUUUGUUUUUUUAUAUAUAUAUUAAACCACAGUUACACUUUUGACAAUUGUCAAAUGCUGGCAAAUGUAGCUUAUUAUUAAACAAUAAUAAUUAGUAAUCUGAAGAAUUAGUUUUCUCUGAAAAAGUUUUUAAUUAAUUUAAAAGAUUUUCUUUUACUGGAUUCUUUUUUGUCCUUCAAUUUGUACUUUGCCUUCCCAUGAUGCAACACUCAAGAUAACACAGGACUAACACACACUGGGCUAUAUAUGUUUAUAACAUACAAAUUGUGUAUAAAAAAGUGCGACAAAUGGAGGAAUGUGGUGCAAGUAGAAACGCUGCCCACUCAUUGUAAAGAAGCUUUCUUACAGGCAGUGUAACUGCAACAUGUACAAAAAGCCUGAAGAUAUUUGUGUUAUAAAGUUCUGGUUCAAAUGGGUCUUAAUUCUGUAGAUUUAACCGGUUGAUAAUAAAUAAUAGGAGGAGUAUAAUUUAUCAGUGUGUAAAUGCUAUUACUGGACACGGGUGUGUUGAUUUUUGUCUGUUUACCAAUGACUCAAUGAUUAACUCGAAAACAUCUGCAAAGUUUUAUUAUUAAA